Molecule: messenger RNA, 888 nt
Organism: Sparassis crispa
Lineage: Eukaryota; Fungi; Basidiomycota; Agaricomycetes; Polyporales; Sparassidaceae
Exons: 5
Coding region: 1-888 (295 amino acids)
Source: RefSeq, a predicted model, not a curated record
AUGCUCGAUGAUCAUCAUCAUUCCAAGCGCAGAGCUGUCGACACGCUCAACCCAGACGUACCAUCUGUAAUCCUUGCGCGUCCCGAUCUCGAAGCUGUAAACGAACUUUUCGGUACCAUGAAACUUAUUGUGAACAUUUUGGGCUCGACGGUCGAUACACUCGGUGAUCAUACAGUGAAACUGACUGAGCUUCGAUCGGCGCUGGACGCUGAUUGCCACGUUUGCCUGCUCAGCGAACAGCUCAAUACUCAGUGUCAGCGGCAAGAGGAACGCAUGCAACGUUUCAAGGACUCUCUCAGUGAACAAUUCGAGAAUGGUCUUCGAUCCCACAUCACAGAGCAGGUGUGCGUGUUAACACGAGAACUUGUCCGCAAAGAGAUAGCGGAUAGAGUGUGCCACCAGCUUACUGUCCUUUUACCGGACUCUCUGCGAGAGAAAAUCACGCUGUACAGGAGGCGCAUACUCUCCGUCAGAGUUAGUCUGCACAACUCGGAGGCUCGGAGACUCAAUGGUCUAAUCUGCUCAGCAGCCCCCGGCGAACCGCUCCGUGCGCUCCUCCGCCCUCUACGCCCGUCAAUCUUGCAGGAGGAGAUGUCACCUCGUCCACUCUUCUUGAACACCUCACAUCAUGUCUCUCUUUCUUCAAUCCCGGAUGAUGACUACCGACCCACGCCUUCGCCUCUCUUUCCAUCUAAUCUUACCUUCCUAUCUCAGCUUGGACCGGACGAAAUGAAGACACUCAUGAGCGACUAUGGUUUACACGAGUCGCAUGCGGAGGACAAGGGGUUAGCAGACUGCGGAUUAAUCGCAGCUGAUGAAAGAACGUCCGCUGUGGAUAUGUCUCGGUUUAUGUCGUAUAUUGGGAUUGCACCUCACCUUAUACCCUAA